Tripterygium wilfordii is the source of this 3211-nucleotide messenger RNA. RefSeq names its product replication factor A 51 kDa subunit-like. Gene Ontology annotation, biological process: DNA repair; DNA replication; DNA recombination. Gene Ontology annotation, molecular function: DNA binding. Bases 1332 to 3002 code for a protein of 556 amino acids. Gene Ontology annotation, cellular component: nucleus. Lineage: Eukaryota; Viridiplantae; Streptophyta; Magnoliopsida; Celastrales; Celastraceae. The transcript is spliced from 12 exons. The record is from RefSeq and is a predicted model, not a curated record.
UGUUGCUGGAACCGGGAGAUCAGAGAUGGUUUUCCCUCCGCACAUCACCCUCAAUCCAUGAUUCAAUCAUCAGCAAAAUCCCACAACAAGUGCUCUAUGACAAGGUGCCGGCGAAAGCGCCGGUGAAAGUGAAGCAGGGAAGAAGAAUCAGAGCACACCCAUAACAGUAGUAAAAACAGCAACGGUUCUUUUCUCUGUCCUGCGCUCCCAGGGGAUGUCUCAGUCCCAAGCUUGGCCAAGUCACAACAACAUGGCAGGAUUGUCAUUCCAGAUUAGAAAAACAAAUGAAAGAAUGUCGAAGAAGAAAUGGUUCUUUGACGGCAGUCAGGAAGCGCAGAGCUCAGAAAGCAAUACGAGUGCCUUUCAUCUAGUGCAGCUCAUAGAUUCAACACGGCAGACUUCUACAUCAAUGGUGGAUCAGAACUGCUGGAUUCAAUGCAGAGAGAAUUAAUGGUCAUCAUCGACGAUAUAACUAUGUUGGAGAUUUCUCAGUUGGGCAUUCUUCAUCAGGGGAUUGAAGAUGAAAAGAUGGCUGCUCAGAAACAAGUUGUGAGAAGCAGAAGCCAUAGAAUUUUCUCUUAUGUAACUGUUGACUUGCAGUGAGGUUUGCCUAGAACACAUUUAUCUGCCAAGUGUUUUAUUAUAAGUGCAUGCUUGUUUUAUCUUUAGUUGACUUGACUUAAGCAUUAGUUGUUUGGGGACUUGCUAUGUAAUAUUUUUGGAAGAAUUAUGACUCAGCACCAAACUGUGUCCACGUGUAUUUGUACACGGUCUACACUCUUCCAGAGUGUUCUUCCUGUGUCUAGAACUGUGCUAACUAGAAGAGAUUAUAAUUGGGUAUGUGUAUGUGUGUUUAUAUAUUAUUGUCGUGUAAAAGAGAAAUUGGUAAGAGAGAUAAAAAAUAGAAAUCGAUUUGUGCAUAACUCUCUCUCCUCCUCUUCCAUCACAAAACCACAGGGGAGGCCUAAUUUUGGUGCUGAGUCAUAAUUCCAACAAUUUUUAUGUUCUUUUUAUGUGGUUGGUUGCUAGAGUGCCAAGUAUGUUGGCUUCUAGAAGGCUUCCAGCCUUUAUUCUCUUGUUGUAAUAAUCUAUUUUGUACUGAUUGUAUCAGACAGAAAGAAAAAAAAAAGGUCUGAAAAGUGGAAGAUUCUGGUAUAAGUGGGUCUUUUAUCUGUCAAUCUCUACCUUUUCUUUGGUUCAGGGUUUAGUGGAAAUGCUGGUUCAAGUGGGUCUUUUACCAUCAAUUAGAGAUUUGUUUGUUCGAGGUUGAUCCAGUAGUUGGAACUGGUGUCCCUGAUCUUGCAACAAUAACUGAUUAAAACUGAAGUGAUAUGGAUUACAACUUCAUCUCUCAACUCAGCUUUUCCAAUCGUGAGUGGAAGAUAAAAGCAAGGGUCGCAAGAUUAUGGGAUUCAAUAAAUCAUAACGAAAAUAAUCUACUUAUGAGUGUUGAUGCAUACAUCGUUGACGAAAAGGGUGACAACAUACUUGCAACGAUGACACCGGAGGAUGCUGACUACUUCAGGGCUCUGCUUGAUGAAGGGGAUAUCUACUAUUUUAGUAAUUUCUUGGUCUUUUCAAUUAGAAAUAGCUAUCGACCUUGCCCAAAUGAAUACAUGCUAAAAUUUGACAAGAAAACAAGGAUCGAAAAGACUGUAGAUGCAAGUAAUAUGUUCCCUCUAGACAAAUUUCAUUUCAUCAAUCACACUGAGAUGGAAUCCAGAAUUCAAAACAAAGUUAUCCUAACAGAUAUGAUAGGUGUACUAGUCAAAGCUGGAAAUUUGGAAGAGAGAUACAGUAACCAAAAGAUGGUGAAACUGAAGAAGUUAUAUUUUGAAGAUGAAGUGUUGAAUUCUAUAUCAGUUACACUCUGGGGAGAAUUAGCCAUGAAAUUUGAUGAGCAAAAGGUGCUUGAAGAAAGUAAGAAAAAAUCAGUCAUCAUAAUCUGCGCAGGCAUGAUGGUUACUACAUAUGCAGGAAAAACUAUUUUAAGUAGUACAUCAGCCUCAAAGAUAUACCUUGAUUUACAAAUUCCAGAGGUUGACCAACUUAAAAGAAGAAUAAUCCAACCAAGAGCUCUCCAAAUUAUGCCAAGACGUCAAGUCAAGUUCACAAAUCCUGAUGAGGAGACUAUGAGAAACAAGAAGACAAUAGCUGAACUAUUGCUACUAGACAUGCAUCGCGAUGCCCACCAGAAAUUCACAUGCAAAGCUAAAAUCAAAAGCAUAGAUGUAGUUGAUGGAUGGUGGUAUGCUUCAUGUCCUAUAUGUAAUCGUGCAACCAAACCAUGGAAAGAUUUGAACGAAUGCUCACAAUGUGGUGUCAUCAAUCAAGAACCAAUUCCAUGCUAUAAACUCAAUGCCACUGUUGAGGAUGGAACUGGGCAUGCACUGUUUACUAUAUUUGGAAGACAAGCAGAGCAGAUGGUUGGAAUCUCAACAACCACUAUUAUAUCAAUGAAAGAUUCAAAUCGAUAUGUCCUACCACAAAUGAUUAUUGACGUCUUUCCAGUUUACCAUAUCUUCCAAGUCUCGAUCAACCUCAACAACAAGAAGAUGAAAUCCAUAUGUUUCAAAGUCUUAAAAAUCUUUGAUGAUGUCAAACACGCUGAAGUGAAAUCAGAGGGACAACUUGAAACUCCUCAAAUGGAAAAACAAGUCGUUGAAGAGAAAAAGUCUGAAGAAAUUUUGUCUCAAGAAUUCACAGAUUUUAACAUUCAUGACAACAAGCAAUCCACUCAAUCAGAAUCAGAUACGAAGGUACAUACACCUCAGAAAUCAAAGUCAAUUGUUUGGAAGAGACGUACUCGUCAUAUAAAGUUAGAACAUUCUGAUGCUUCCAAUUCUAAUGAUCAACCUACAUCUACUUCACUUAUGCAAAACAUCAAACAGAAGAAAAGGGGAACAAUAAGCAUGGAGGAGCCACCACAUCAUAUCAAAAAACAAAGAAAAAUUAAUGUUUCCAACAUUGAAAAAGGUAAAGAGCAGGAGUAUUUCUAUUAGAAAGCAUAAGUCAAUCAAGAGUCCAGCAACAUAAGUAGAACUAUCCUAUGUCUAUUAACUCAUUUUGUAUAAAAAUAAUCACUUUCUCUUGGUUAUGCUAAAAUGCUGCUUGCUUUUGUAUAAACAUAUCUGUAGCCUAAAAAAAAUCAUUUCAUGGUUGUUAUAAUAUUUUGAAAAAUAUAUAAAUGCAAUGUUAUUUAGAAUCUUUC